AUGGCACCAGUAAUCAAAUCCAUCGAAAGCGACAGCAACCUAGACAUUCCCACGCUCUUAUUCAAAGGAAUCUCUCUGGACUCGACGCGUCUCCUAUCGAUAAAAGAGUUGAUUCUGAAUGACAAGGAAUCACGAAUCACAUCACUCGCACCGUUGAAGCAGUUGGUAGAACUGGAGAUCUUGUAUGCGAGUAAUAAUGGAAUCACGGAUGACAUGCUGUGUGAGAUUGACGGGUUGGAGAAGCUGAGAGUUUUGCACCUAUCACAAAACAAGAUCCGAAAAUUUACAAUUCAAAACCUCCCAUCGCUCGAGGAGCUAAACCUCGCUCGCCAAAAGUCCUCAUCCCACUCAACACCCUUGCAAUUCGACGCUGAAUCAUUAGAAACACUGUCAAACACACUUCGAAAACUCGUAUUGCGUGGUAACUACAUCUCAGUCUCUGGUGUAUACGCUCCUCUACACAUGCUCGAAGAAUUAGACCUGUCUGAAAAUGCAAUCGAACAUCUCAGUGACUUUGAGAUACUGCUGGCAUGCUUGUCGAAAAUGAAGGUGUUCAAUAUUCUGAAUAAUCCGAUUGCGAAGAAGGUGCCGUUAAGGAGACAUUGUAUUUCUUCGUGGGAUCGUAUAGAAUCAUUCAACACAAAACCAAUCGGAUUUGCUGAACGUGUCUGUGUUACGAACAUGAAUGAGCAGCGUAUCAAGAUCAAGCAAGCAAGGUCUUCUACGUCGUCACGACAAGUCAAGACUCUUGAUGAGCCCGAGAUGCUAAGCAGUAAGCCGCUGCCUCAUUUACCUCCGUAUGCAAGUCAAUACCGUGAUCUUAUGGUUCAAAGCUUGUUACCGUCCAAGACAGCUAGAGGUGCAUGA
This is a messenger RNA of Synchytrium microbalum, 867 nucleotides long. RefSeq lists its product as uncharacterized. Gene Ontology annotation, molecular function: protein binding. Bases 1 to 867 code for a protein of 288 amino acids. The record is from RefSeq and is a predicted model, not a curated record. The transcript is spliced from 4 exons. Lineage: Eukaryota; Fungi; Chytridiomycota; Chytridiomycetes; Synchytriales; Synchytriaceae.